This is a messenger RNA of Rana temporaria (common frog), 1991 nucleotides long. RefSeq names its product coagulation factor XII (gene F12). NCBI's taxonomy places the organism in Eukaryota, Metazoa, Chordata, Amphibia, Anura, Ranidae. The record is from RefSeq and is a predicted model, not a curated record. Gene Ontology annotation, biological process: blood coagulation; zymogen activation. Gene Ontology annotation, molecular function: calcium ion binding; serine-type endopeptidase activity. The transcript is spliced from 14 exons. Gene Ontology annotation, cellular component: extracellular region; rough endoplasmic reticulum. The coding region runs from base 71 to 1888 and encodes 605 amino acids.
AUCCAGGUGUCCUUUAAACUUCCUAACCUUUGCCUCUCAUUUGAGCUUAGCGACUUGUUGUGUGGUCAUCAUGAAGCUUCUUUCUUUGCUCUUCUUGCUUGUUCUUCUGGUCAUCGCUCAGGCUAAACCAAAACACAGAGAGAGGGAAAAACAUAAACCUGGCUUAGGUGGAUUAGUAUUAACAGAGAUUGGUGAGCUGUGCCAUUUCCCAUUCCAUCAUGAACGUAGGGAACACCACACUUGUAUCAGAAAAGGAAAACCCAGACCAUGGUGUUCACUCACAAGAAACCUUGACAAAGACAAACGCUGGUCAUUCUGUGUGGAAGGGUCCAAAGUCACAGAUCACUGUAAAGACAACCCAUGUGAACCCAAAGGUAUAUGCGAAAACACUUUAAAAGGUUAUAAAUGUGUGUGCCAAGAGCCCUACACAGGCAAGAACUGCAAAAAAGACAAAUGCUUUGAUGAAACAUUGCAACAGUACUUUGAACCCCAAGAUAAGUGGCUAAGAUACAAACCCCCCAUCUUGGAAGAAUGCACCUGCGGCGAGAAGAGGACUGUUUGUAAAACAACAACAGGGAAACAAUGCUCUGACAACUCAUGUCUCCAUGGAGGACCCUGCAUUCAAAUCAAGCAUAGCAAGGUGUGCGGCUGUAGCAAGGGGUACAUGGGACCUCGCUGUGAAAUAAAUAAAAAUGAAAAUUGUUUAUCUGGAAAUGGCACCACAUAUAGAGGAACUAAAAAGGUCACUGUGACAGGCACACCAUGUUUAAACUGGGAGUCUGACAUCAUUCAACAUGAAGUUUCUGCGUACAGUGGACCUAACGCAAAGAAACAUGGUAUAGGACCUCAUUCAUUCUGCAGGAGCCCAGAUGGAGAUGCACAGCCUUGGUGCUUCAUACAGAAGAAUGGAACCCUCACUUGGGAACACUGUGAUAUUCCUCAUUGCCACCGGCCUACAGCCAGUCCAACAAAACCAUCAAGUCCACCACAACCAACAACAAGCAAACCUCAAACACAAACCAAAAAACCUCCAUUACCGACAAAAGCAUCUAGUCAUCCUGUUAAAACCACUGUUCUUCCUACCAGUACAGCAGUUAAUAAAGAUGUCAAUCGGGCAAUUCCUGUAGACUGUGGAAAGAGGUUCUUAAAAAGCCCUUCUAUGACCGCACGUAUUGUAGGAGGAUUGGUGGCACUACCUGCUUCUCAUCCAUAUAUGGCAGCCAUUUAUAUGGGACAACAGUUAUGUGGUGGAUCCCUGAUCUCCUCCUGCUGGGUUGUAACAGCUGCUCAUUGUUUAGAUGAUAAGCCAAGCGUGAAGACAAUGACUGUGGUGCUAGGGCAGAGUUUAUUUAACACUACAGACCAUCGUACAGUAAAAUUUUCUGUGAAGAAAUACAUUCUUCAUGAACUAUAUUCUGAUGUGACUUUCCAAAAUGAUAUAGCACUGGUGAGACUGCAAGAUGUGAAUGGAGUGUGUGCCCAGUUUUCCCAGUUUAUACAGCCUGUAUGUUUACCAAAGAACACCAUGACAGCUGCAUCUUCACAACAUUGUGAAGUGGUUGGUUGGGGUCAUCAGUACUCUGGGGCCGAUCAUUAUGCCUUAUAUCUGCAGGAAGCACAUGUGCCGAUUCUUUCCAAUACACAAUGCCAAUCUCCCCUUGCCCAUGGUAGUAAAAUAAUGGCUGGUAUGAUGUGUGCUGGCUUCAUGGAAGGAGGUGUUGAUGCAUGCCAAGGAGACUCUGGAGGACCCCUUGUGUGUGAAGUGGACAGCAGAGUGCAGCUAUUUGGUGUUGUCAGCUGGGGUUCUGGCUGUGCAGAGGAGAAUAAGCCUGGUGUCUACACUGAUGUCUCCAAAUACACAGAAUGGAUCCUUACUAACACUGAUUAGGUUUUUCUAGGACAGUGAUACCAUGUUGGCAAUCGCUCAUUGUGUGACUGCUUUUUAAAAAUCAAAACUGUAAAUAAACAGCUAAAUGCACUAAUUAAAUACA